Racocetra persica is the source of this 954-nucleotide messenger RNA. The record is from the annotation of a GenBank genome assembly. NCBI's taxonomy places the organism in Eukaryota, Fungi, Glomeromycota, Glomeromycetes, Diversisporales, Gigasporaceae.
GCCAUUAAAGCUUUGAAAGAAGAAGGGAUAUAUACAAUUCUAAUUAAUCCAAAUAUUGCCACUAUACAAACUUCACAUUCUCUUGCGGAUAAAGUUUAUUUCCUCCCAGUAAAUCCUGAUUUUGUUCUUAAGGUUAUUAAACAUGAAAAACCUGAUGGUAUUUAUGUAACAUUUGGCGGCCAGACUGCUUUGAAUGUCGGUAUCAAACUUAAAGAUAAGUUUGAUGAGUUGGGAGUUAAAGUAUUAGGUACACCGAUAGAAACAAUAAUUACCACAGAAGAUCGUGAAUUAUUCGCCCAAAAAAUGUUAGAGAUAAAAGAGAGAUGCGCAAAGUCUGCUUCUGCUACGAAUGUUCAAGAAGCUUUAGAUGCUGCGCAAAAGAUUGGUUAUCCAGUCAUAUGUCGUGCCGCGUAUGCACUCGGUGGUUUAAGUUCUGGGUUUGCCGAGAACGAAACGCAAUUAAUUGAGCUCUGUACCAAGGCUUUUGCAACUAGCCCUCAGGUGCUGGUCGAACUAUCUAUGAAAGGUUGGAAGGAAAUCGAAUAUGAAGUUGUUAGAGAUUGUCGAGACAAUUGCAUCACAGUUUGUAAUAUGGAGAAUUUUGAUCCUCUUGGAAUACAUACUGGAGAUUCUAUCGUAGUUGCACCAUCCCAAACUCUCUCUGACGAAGAUUACAACAUGCUACGAACAACAGCAAUUAAUGUUAUUCGUCAUCUUGGAGUUGUGGGAGAAUGCAAUAUUCAAUAUGCUCUCAAUCCCUUUUCCAAGGAAUAUUGCAUUAUAGAAGUGAAUGCGCGUUUAUCUCGUUCGUCUGCACUCGCAUCAAAAGCUACUGGUUAUCCAUUAGCUUUUGUCGCUGCAAAACUUGGAUUAGGAAUACCAUUAAACGAGAUUAAUAAUAUGGUGACUAAAGUGACAUGUGCAUGCUUCGAGCCUAGUCUUGAUUAUGUAGUC